AUGCACCCCAUAAUAGCCUCUCGAACCAUUCCCCAUUCCACCUCCAACAAUCCCCUUUCCAUGCACAUCCUUGAAGCCAACUAUUCCCCCACCCGAGACCGGCCCCUCAUCAUCAUCCUCCUCCACGGCUUCCCUGAGCUCGCCUACUCCUGGCGCAAGGUCAUUCCGCCUCUUGCAGAGGCCGGGUACUAUUUUGUCGCUCCUAACUGUCGCGGCUUCGGCCGUACCACCGGCCACUAUGAUCAUUCCUACGAAAAUGUUUACAAGCAACCUGAGGCCUUGGAUAGGGUGAUAAUUGAGAUGAAGUGUUGUGGUUUCGAGCGUUGA
Molecule: messenger RNA, 327 nt
Organism: Aspergillus glaucus CBS 516.65
Lineage: Eukaryota; Fungi; Ascomycota; Eurotiomycetes; Eurotiales; Aspergillaceae
Exons: 1
Coding region: 1-327 (108 amino acids)
Molecular function (GO): hydrolase activity
Source: RefSeq, a predicted model, not a curated record